Bipolaris zeicola 26-R-13 is the source of this 927-nucleotide messenger RNA. RefSeq lists its product as uncharacterized. The record is from RefSeq and is a predicted model, not a curated record. NCBI's taxonomy places the organism in Eukaryota, Fungi, Ascomycota, Dothideomycetes, Pleosporales, Pleosporaceae. Gene Ontology annotation, molecular function: hydrolase activity, acting on carbon-nitrogen (but not peptide) bonds. Gene Ontology annotation, biological process: carbohydrate metabolic process. The coding region runs from base 1 to 927 and encodes 308 amino acids. The transcript is spliced from 4 exons.
AUGGGCAAGAAGCGUGUACUCAUCUCGUAUGGAAUUGAUGUCGAUGCUGUCUGUGGUUGGCUGGGGUCCUAUGGCGGACAGGACAGUACCAGUGACAUCAGUCGUGGGCUCUUUGCGGGAACUGUUGGCACCCAGCGUCUACUGAAGUUGUUCAAGAAGUACGACAUCAAGACUACAUGGUUCAUUCCGGGGCACAGUCUAGAGACGUUCCCUGAGGACAUGGCGGCUGUACGCGAUGCUGGCCACGAAAUUGGCCUCCAUGGAUACAGCCAUGAGAACCCUGUUGACAUGAGCAUUGAGCAGCAAAGAGAUGUUCUUGACAAGACAUAUCGCAUGCUGACCGAGUUUGCUGGAAAGCCCCCUCGAGGCAGCGUAGCUCCAUGGUGGGAGACAAGCCGUGAAGGUGCCGAGCUGCUGCUCUCAUAUGGCAUUGAGUAUGACCAUAGCAUGAGCCACCAUGAUUGCCAGCCCUACUAUCUAAGAACUGGCGACUCAUGGACCAAGAUUGACUACAAGAAGAAAGCUCAGGACUGGAUGAAGCCAUUGGUUGCAGGUCAGGACACUGGCCUCGUAGAAAUUCCUGCCAAUUGGUACCUUGAUGACUUGCCACCACACAUGUUCAUCAAGGGCUCUCCAAACAGCCACGGCUUUGUCAAUGCACGUGACACUGAAGAUCUCUGGAGGGACCAUUUUGACUACUUCUAUCGCGAGUAUGACGAGUUCAUCUUUCCUUUGACAAUUCACCCUGAUGUAUCUGGGCGACCACACCUGCUUCUCAUGCACGAAAGACUGAUUGAACAUUUCAAGAAGCAUGAGGGCGUCGAGUUUGUAACCAUGGAGCAGAUGGCGGACGAGUUCAAGAAGAAGAACGCGCCAGCUGCAGGUGCCCUACUUCCAGCUCCCGUGGGAGCUAAAUUGAAGGAAUAA